Tripterygium wilfordii is the source of this 1790-nucleotide messenger RNA. Its product is annotated as general transcriptional corepressor trfA-like. The record is from RefSeq and is a predicted model, not a curated record. NCBI's taxonomy places the organism in Eukaryota, Viridiplantae, Streptophyta, Magnoliopsida, Celastrales, Celastraceae. Gene Ontology annotation, molecular function: ubiquitin protein ligase activity. The transcript is spliced from 5 exons. The coding region runs from base 392 to 1558 and encodes 388 amino acids.
AUAAAGAAAAGCAGAAAAGAGUCAUUCAAUGGAAUCCAGAACCCAGGAGGAUUGCUUUUGUUUGAUAGCAGCUGAGACUAAGAGCCACAAUCCCAACAAGAAGACAAACCACAACCCCACCUAAACAAGAACCCAAAAUUUUAACCAAUUGAAAGUUUUAAUCUUUUUUAAGAAAUAAAGAAAACCCAUUAAAAUAAAAUCAUAAAAGUUAUAAACUUCAUCACAAAUUGUAGAGAAUCAGAACCAAAAUGGAUCCUCUCCACUAGCUCAGAAAUCAGUGCCUCUCCUCCUCCUCCUCCUCACCUUCUCUAUUGUGCUUGAGCUUAACCACUGUUCACAUUAUCAUUUCUCUCAUUCAUUCUAUCAAAUUCACUUUGUUUCUCUAUUAAUCAUGCCAGUUUUUACAGAGAGCAGCAGCUCAGCAGGAGUAGCAGAGCAGAAGAGGCUGAGAAGACUCAACACCAGAAUCCAAGUCAGCCUUCGAGAUGCCAUUUCAACAGAAUCAACAACAACCGCAGAUCCAGAACCACAAAUCUCUUCAAUUAUCCAAUCCGCUCGUUGCAAAUCCACCAUUUUCUCUCUCUUCCUCUCCUCCUCCAGCCCUCCCAAGAAGAAGAGCAGCACUUUCAGGGGACUUGGGUGCACUGCGGGGGCAUCCCAGCAAGUGUCGGUGCCGGCAGCGAUACGGAAGUCGGCGGUUUGGGAGGAGAAGAAGGUCAAGAAAAAGAAGAAGAAGAAGAGCCCUCCCGAACAGAAGCAGAAGAAGAAUAUCAAUAAUGAAGAAAGUAAAGCUUUGAACUUCGAGAGAGACAGAGAGAGCUGUGUGGUUUUUCCAGAUGUGUGGUGUGGACCGGGAAUUGGAUUCUCUGCAGACGCUGUUGGGUCUGUGGAUUGUGUUGUUGCUAGAAGAAAUAAUGUCUCCGGGAGAGGAAAGAUUGAUAAUCAGAGGGAGAGGGAGAGGGAGAGGGAGAGGGCGAGGGAGAGAGAUAGAGAUAGAGAUAGAGAGAGGGAGCGUCCUCCUUUCUUUGCAAGAAGAACUGUGAACCCUGAUACCCUUCCUUUUCUGGAUUCUGAUACUUCGUUUGUGACAUCUCAUCCUGAGCCUGAAGUAUUUGGAAGUAGGUACUAUCCACAUGUUCAGCAUCCGUCCCCAGAUGCUAUUGCAGAGAUUAUGAUGCUUCAAAACAGUUUGCUGAUGGGGGGGAGAAUAGAUCAACAUGAUCGAUUUAGAGACUGGAGACUCGAUGUUGAUGACAUGUCCUACGAGGAACUGCUCGAGCUUGGUGAGAGGAUUGGCUAUGUGAGUACUGGAUUGAAAGCCAAUGAGAUAGGCCGUUGUCUCAUGAAGAUCAAACAGCCGAUUUCUUCUGACCUAUCAUUGCAUUUAACUGCAGUAGUAGAGAAGAAGUGCAGCAUUUGUCAAGAGGAAUAUGAAGCAAGUGAUGAGCUGGGGAAGCUGCAUUGUGGACAUACUUUUCACAUAGAAUGUAUAAGGCAGUGGCUUGGGCAAAAAAAUGCUUGCCCCGUAUGCAAAACUGCAGCAGUGACUCGAGGCUAGACCAGCGCAGUGCAGGUGGUUCCCGCUCAUUACUUGGUGUAUGGAUUUCAAAACCAAUACUAUAAGCAGGAAAGGAAAGGUAAUCAUUCUUUUGUGUGAAGUUAAUUUCAACACAAUGGGCUGUUUUAGUUAUUCUGAAGUUGAAAGUUAUGAUUGUGAAACUGGUCAAAAAUCACAACAGAAAUUUGUUAUUUUUCUUGAAUGUAACCUCCCUCUCCCUCUCCCUCUCCCU